Messenger RNA from Blepharisma stoltei, 3222 nucleotides. The record is from the annotation of a GenBank genome assembly. NCBI's taxonomy places the organism in Eukaryota, Ciliophora, Heterotrichea, Heterotrichida, Blepharismidae.
AUGGGCAGUCAGCUGACCAAGAACUAUGACGUGGAUAGAGAGCCACUUAGCUUUGGAGGUAUCGGUGGACCUUGGAAAAUUUAUGGCGCAACUCGUAAAGACCGUGAAAAAUCUCCUGUUUCAAUCUUUAUGUUCGAUAAGAAAACAAUAGAUAGGAAACCAGACAAAAAUGACACAAUUAAUCGACUAAAACUUGAAGUGACUAAUCUCGUCCGUCUCAGACAUCCUUGCAUUCUUCAAGUUGUUGAGCCUUUACUAGAAGAUAAAAACACCUUAGCAUUUAUUACAGAGCCAGUGCAGUAUUGCUUAGGUGACUUAUUAAGGAGGCCACACAUUUUAAGUACCAUCUUAUGUGAUACUGAAGUCAGAUUAGGGCUGCUUGAUUUAAUUCAAGCAAUUGCUUUCAUCCACACUGAAGCUCGACUGAUUCAUUUUGCAAUUUGUCCAGAUAAUAUUUAUAUCACCAUCAAAGGAAAGUGGAAAUUAGCCGGCUUUGGGUUUGCUUCUUCAAUAACAGCAGAACAGGUAGCUAAUUUGGAUCCUUCACUUGAUAUUGUGCUCUCAGGGAAAACUAUGAGAUAUCAAGCUGAGCUUGAGAAAUUGGCACCUAUGCUACAUUUUACAGCACCCGAAGUUGUCAGUACAAAAUCAUCUGGACAGCAGGCUGAUAUAUUUUCUCUUGGCUGCACGAUUUUUGCUAUUUAUAAAGCUCUAUCUAACACAUCUUCUGAUAUUUUUCUAUUAUCAAUUGAAGAUUAUUCAGUGAGUGGCCAUAGAGCAUCAUGCCAAACAGUCCAAAGAAUGGGCCCUACACUUGUGAACUGUGUUCCUGACUUUUUAGGAGAAAAUGUAUUAAGAAUGGUUAAUGUGAAUCCCCAAGACCGUUCUAACUUGCAUGAACUUUCAGUUUCCAAAGCAUUUCAAACCCCUUUUGUAAAAGCAAUCUACUAUCUUGAGCACCUACAAGAAAAGCAAGAGUCACAAAAGCUCCAAUUUUUCAAAGGAUUAACUCAAAUUAUCGACAAAUUCGAUAGAGUCAUUAUGAAUAAGAGGCUCCUCCCAGCUUUGGUUCAAAACAUGCAGCAUCCUAAUAUGACCCCUUUUAUUCUUCCAAAUAUUUUGAGCAUAAUAAAAACCUGUGAGGUUUCUAAAGAAUUAUUCCAGUCAAGCAUAUGGCCAAGUAUAGCAAAACUGUCAUCUGGAAAAGAAAUGCCAGCUCAGAGUUUUUAUUUGAUUUUAAGCGAAAUUGAUGUACUUAUGAAUUAUACUGAUGAUGAACAAUGGAAAAAAAUUUUGAUGCCACUUGCUUUUAAAGGAUAUGAUUGUGGAGUGGCUCAAAUUCAAGAGACUCUUAUGAUCAAAACGCCAGAGAUGGUCAAAAAAAUAAGAGACAAUAUGUAUGUAAGGGUUCAGGUAUUGCCAAGGUUUCUAGGUGGAAUUUUAAAUGCAAAAAGUCCAAGUGUAAGAGAAGCAGGACUUCAUUCUUUGGCACAAAUUUACUCGAUUUUUGACAGAUCGACAAUGGUCGAGUCCAUUCUGCCAUCAUUAGAAAAAUUCAAAAAGCUUGAUGUCACAGGGAAUAUGAUUAUGCACUUAUUAGAUGUUUAUGAAGGAAUUUCGAAAUCGCUUGGCCAUAAAGCGACAGCUGUUAAUAUUAUCCCUGCCCUUGUCCCAUUAUUAGUUGAAGGAGAAGUAAAUAAAUCACAGUUUGAAAGAUUGAGCAAUAGCUUAAUGGCGAUGAUAAAUAUGAUUAAAGAUGCAAGAUCAGGAGAAUUGCAAGAAACAGUGGAAGAUGCCAAAAUUGAGCUGAAUCCGGAUGCAGAUAAGCCGCCUGAAGAGCCUAAUGAAGUUUUUAAUGAUAUUUUUGAAAGUGGAGGAACACCGAUUUUUGAAGCUCCAAUUGAUGGGGGAAUUAAAAAACAAGAAGUCCAAAAUAUUGGAGGCUAUGGAGGAAGCACAAAAAACCCAGCACAAACUUCAUAUGAGAUGCCAGGAAGGAUGAAAUUUGAAGCAGAUAAUACAAUGAAUUUUAAUCCACAGCCAAAUCUGCAAGUAAAUCAGCCUAAUCCUAUGAGAUUUGAACAACAGAUAAACCCAAUGAAUGCUGGAAAUAGAUAUGAGCCACAGCAAAGUGUUCCUAAUAUUUCAAAUCCAAUGAGAUUAGAUUCUCAAGCAAAUUCGAUGAGAUUUGAGCAACAAAUAAAUCCUAUGGGGGCGCCCACUUCUAUGAAAUUUGAAGCUCCAAGCAUGGGUAAUUCUGGGAACAUGUUUGGGAAAUUGGCUUUGAAAACUCAAGAUAAUCAGAAUGAAGAUGAUUUUUGGAAAACAAACGGUAUGAAUUUAAAUAAAAACCAGGGUCAAAAACCUAUUCAAGCCUUGAGGCCUCCAUCUCCGUUGCUUGCUAAGCAAACACCACAGCCUAAUCAAAUUCCACAGCCAAGUCAAAAUUCUUUUCAGCCAAAUUACCCAGCUGCCCCUCAAAACUUUAAAUCUUCAUUUACAGAGCACAUAAAUAAAAUGGCGAAUUAUUUAAUCCGUCCUUCUCCCAUAGCCUCGGGGCUUUGGGUUUAAGAGGACCGGGGCAUGGAACUUGUGUCCGUGGUUUUUUUUUCCUUCCUGGCCAGGACAAAACGAGAUUUUUACCCUAUGCUACAGACAAGGAAACCAGAGUCAAUGUGACAACUCCUCACUUCUGGAUGCGAAAGGUAAUGGAGAUCAGAUGAGUAUUCGGGGUCUUUACCUAUCUCCCAUCCCGGAUAGAUCAUGCCAACCUCAAGGAGAUGUCCAAGAAGUGCCUCUGUGCGUCUCCGCUUGGGAGAUUGUGACAUCACUGUAUUUUGGUGACGUCAACAGAGGGGGCAUAAGUGCAAGCCGAUGCCUAUGGCGAGGAACUUGAAAUUGGCGAUGAGGGAGAGGAGCUGAAAUAAACCCCGAAGGCAAUACAAUCUUAUGAUAAUCUAAUCAUUUACAGAGCAACAGUUUCAACCUCCUCAGCGUGAAAAGUCUCCUAUUCAAUUCCAGGCUCCACAGGAUGCUUUUUCAUUUAAAGCCCCAGGACCUCAAAAUACUCCAUUCAGCUUGCCACCACCUCCUCCCUCUCAAACUCAAGGAGGUCCAAAACGAACUAAUAAUCCAUUUGAGAAGCCAAAAGUUAAAAUUGACACCGAAGACUUUUUUAAUGAAUUUCUACAAGGAAAAAAAGACCCAUUUGAUGGUCUUUAG